CUUAAUAUAGAUCCGGCAUGAGCUUUGCUGCAGUCACUUCCAGCCGCUCAGUGAGCACCACUGGGUUCUGGGGGAAAAUUCUCUCAAGGCAGUGUUGAACCAGGGACGCCUGUUACCUGCAGGACUUUCUUGAGAGUUUCUCUAAUCAGCUUUGAUUAUUUCUCCUUUUCUUGUACGAUAGAAAAAUAUAGAAAAGAAUCAUGUCUGAACACAGCAAGAAUUCAGAUGAGGAGAUCUUUGAUGGGGACAUUGAUGAAGAUGAAAUCUUGGCCAACUUAUCCCCUGAAGAACUAAGAAAACUACAGUCAGAAGUGGAAGUCAUGGCCCCUGACCCCAGGCUUCCCGUGGGAAUGAUUCAGAAGGAUCAAACCAACAAGCCACCAACAGGAGACUUUGACCAUAAAUCUCUUAUUGAUUAUAUGUAUUGGCAGAAGGCAUCCAGACGCAUGCUGGAAGAUGAACGUGUUCCUGUCACCUUUGCACCAUCUGAGGGAGACACUGAAGAGCAGCAUGAAGAAAUAGACAAAGGUAGUAAAAAUGUGCCCCAGUAUUUAAAAGAAAAGCUCAAUAAUGAAAUCAUUGCAAGUAAAAGAGAAUCAAAGGGCAGCCCUGAUGCCCAAGAAACAGAUGAUGAUGAUGAAGAAGAUGAUGAUGAUGAUGAUGAAGAUGAAGAAGAUGAAGAUGGAGAAGAUGAAGAUGACAGUGAUGACGAUGAUAGUGAAGAGAGUAAUGAAAAAACAAAAAGAGCCGAGGACGGUGAAGUAAAGGAACAAAUCAGAAAUGGUGAGAGCAACUGCCAACCAGUAACUAAGAAAGCAUUUGAAGGACAGAAAGACAUACCAGAGACCCAAGAAAAAAGUGAGAAAAAAAUAUCAAAAUUAGAUCCUAAGAAGUUAGCUCUAGAUACCAGUUUUUUGAAGGUAAGUGCAAGGCCGUCAGGAAACCAGACAGACCUGGAUGGGAGCUUGAGGCGAGUUAGACAAAAUGAUCCUGACAUGAAGGAACUCAACCUGAACAACAUUGAAAACAUCCCCAAGGAAAUGUUACUAGACUUUGUCAAUGCAAUGAAGAAAAACAAACACAUCAAAACCUUCAGUUUAGCCAACGUGGGUGCAGAUGAGACUAUAGCGUUUGCCCUGGCAAACAUGUUGCGUGAAAAUAGGAGUAUUACCACUCUCAACAUUGAGUCCAAUUUCAUCACAGGUAAAGGAAUUGUGGCCAUCAUGAGGUGUCUCCAGUUUAAUGAGACACUAACUGAACUUCGGUUUCACAAUCAAAGACACAUGUUGGGCCACCAGGCUGAAAUGGAAAUAUCCAGGCUCUUGAAGGCAAAUAACACUCUCCUGAAGAUGGGCUACCAUUUUGAGCUUCCAGGUCCUAGAAUGGUGGUAACCAAUCUGCUCACCAGGAAUCAGGAUAAACAAAGACAGAAAAGACAAGAAGAACAAAAACAGCAGCAACUCAAGGAGCAGAGAAGGCUAAUAGCCAUGUUGGAGAACGGGUUGGGGCUGCCGCCUGGGAUGUGGGAGAUGUUGGGUGGACCAAUGCCCGAUUCCAGAAUGCAAGAAUUCCUCCAGCCUCCCCCUCCACCUCCCAACCCCCAAGCGGGCCCCUUCCGUCAACGGAAUGAGAUGAUGAAGAAGCCAUCACAGCCUCCACAGUACAGGACAGACCCUGACUCUUUCCGGGUGGUGAAGCUGAAGAGGAUCCAGCGCAAAUCUCGGAUGCCGGAAGCCAGAGAACCACCGGAGAAAACCAACCUCAAAGAUGUGAUCAGAACACUCAAACCGGUGCCGAGAAAUAGGCCGCCGCCCUUGGUGGAAAUCUCCCCCAGAGAUCAGCUCUUGAAUGAUAUUCGUCACAGCAACGUCGCCUAUCUUAAACCUGUGCAGGUACCAAAAGAACUGGCGUAAGAGGCAGCAGCGUAACCCAGAAGAACAAGGCUCUGAACAAUGACUCUUGGGUUGGAGCUCAGAGAUUAUUUCAGCAGCACACUUCUGGAUCCAGGAGGUGGAACUGGGAACAAAGCCAGUAUAUGAUCGGGGUGCUUUGUGACAGGCAGAAUGCUUGGCCCAUGACAAAAUAGGGGCUAAAAAGGAAAGGGGAAGGAGAUGAAAUAAUAUUCAGGGGCAACAUUUUCUACUUCCAAUCAGUUUCACUAAUGCAAGUGAAAUUCAGUCAUGUUUCCAACAGCAGAAAUUAAGAAAAAGGUUUUUUCGUAAAUGUUUGCUGUUGCUCUCUCCUGGUAAAUAAUAAAUACUGUAGUGGUGUUAACUAUUAGAUUCCCAUUUUUUCUCCUUCCAUCUCCUCUGUUGUGAUUCAUCACACUUGUAUUUUAAAGGGAACAAAUCAUGUUUGGCUAUAUGGAAAUAUGAAGGGUGAACAGAGUUCCAGUUUCUUCUGAUGUUUUCAAGAAUUGUUAAUCAGCAUUUCUCUGGAUAAUCCAUUGAGAUUUACAGUUUCCAACCCUGCCUGGCUUUCUCUCUCGGCCAUUCCCAUGGACCGCCUACUUCUGUAAGGGGUAUCUAGGAGCGCAGAACUCUUAAGCCUCAGGAUGUAGAGAAAACACCAAGAGUUUCCAGAAAAGUAACAGGAAACACAAACACUGCAUAUAUAUAUAUAUAUAAACUUUCCUGUUUCCACACCUAUAGGGACAAUGGGUGACAGUGUGCUAGAUUCGUAAAAAAAUUUAUAAAUAAGAGAAGCUUUUGGCUUUAGCUACCUGUUUAUUGUUUUGUUGUUGUUUUUUAAGCUUAGUCUGUAAAUCUAAUUUGAACUUUAAUCUCAAGUCUUAUAAAGGAAACUUGCUGUAGGAUCAAACUUAAAUUCCUUUUCCUAUCAUUCAAGGCCCUAUUGCCUGUUCCCAAUUUAGUGAUCCAGUCUUACUCACCACAGAUGCUUUAGAGACAGCUUCCUCAUAAACACCCUACCCUGGGCCUUUGCUCUCAUUGGCCCUUGUACAGAACAUCCCCAAGACUUCCCUCCUGCUCUGUUUGAAAGUCCUACCACACUUCAAAGCCCAGGUCAAGCCCCAGUUCUCCACAAAAACCUUCCGGAAAACACCAACCCCCAGUGGGCUUUCCUUCUCUUAGGUUCCUAGAGCCCUUGAUGAUCUGUCUUAGUUACUAUGUGCAUAGGAUCUGAAAUACUGUGUACAAAAGGCGUGAACCCUAGAAAUCAGGAAAUCAUACUUGGGUGCUUUUUCUCUCUUUAUCUGAGCAAAUAAUGGGAAUCUGCCUGCUUUCUCCUCUUACAGAAUCACAGGUGGUGCAUAACAAGCAAAACAGGUUAGGAGAACGGACCUAACAGUGACAGCCUAAUGCGUUACUUGGAAGAACAAGCCAUUGGGAAGAAAUAUGGUUUUUCUAUUUUUACAAGAUAAGCUGGUGUGUACAAUGGUAUUCAAAUUUAAAUACUUACAGUUUUCAAUCAAGUGAUUAAUGUUAGAAUAGCCAAUGGCCGAGUUUUGUUUUUUCCUACUUAGUAUUUCUCUAAAACAUUCUUGCAUACAAAGCAGGAUAGUUAUGAAAGGGCUGUAGUAAAUUAAAGUCUUAGGUAUCCAGCAUAUUCUAUAGAAUUUAGCUAUGAAGCUAAAUUCUGAUAGGAUAAAAUGCCAUAAACAUGUUUAAAAACUUAAUGUGUAUUAGUAGUUGAGAACUUGGAAAGCUCUACACAUUUACUUGUACAACCACAGUGUUUCACAGUAUUGUACAGCCACAAGAAUUUCAAAAAUUUGCAAAAUGAAAAGAUGAUCCAAUUCAUAGCUGACUGCCUUAGUACACAGGUUUUGUCAAGAGAUACAAGUAUACUAUUCAUUAGCUUUUUCUGUCUACCCACUCCAACCUUAAAAAUCUCACUUGAAGAUUUUAACUUGUUUUUAAAGUGUAAAUAGUUUACAGCAUUUACAUGCUGCAUUCUUCUAUUAUGCUCCUUCCAGAAUUGACCCCCAACCAUUAGUAAUUAUAAGUAUAUAUUUUUAUUCAAGUUGUCAUUUUCUCCAAAUUUCUUGCAUUUAAUCUGCAAAAUUCACCAUAUAGAAAAUAGAAGGGGCUAAUAUGUGUAUAAACCCAAUUCAUAUUUUAAAAAAGGAUCCCAUUGGAAUUCAGUUUUAUGCUGGCUGGAAUGAUAAAGUAUUAAAGUUGUAAUAAUAGUAUAGUAGGACCCCCCACCCUUUAUCUACACAGGAUAUAUUCCAAGACCCAGUGGGUGCCUCAAACUGUGGAUAGUACUGAACCCUGUAUAUACUAUGUUUUUUCCUAGACAUACAUGCCUAUGAUUGUUUAAUUUUAUAAAUUAGGCACAGCAAGAAAUUAACAAUAAUAAAAUUGAAAAAUUAUAAUAUACUGUAAUAAAGUUAUGUGAAUGUGGUCUCUCUCAAAAUAUCUUAUGGUUCUGCACUCACCCUUCUUGUGAUGUCGUGAGCUGAUAAAAUGCCUGUGUGAGAUGAAGUGAGGUGGGCGACACAGGCCCUGCGACUUAGUGUUAGCCUGCUAUUGACCUGAUGAGGCGGAUGUAUCAGGAGGACGAUCCUCUGCUGCCAGACUGAGGUCCACUACAGGUAACUGAAACAGUGGAAAGCAAAACCACCGGCAAGGGGGCACUACUGUAUUUGAAACACAAGCUGUAUUUUGCUGUGUAGUACAUCCCUGUGGUUUAAAGGGUUGCCACCAAGUUUCUCAGAUAUUUAACAGAGGUGUGCAUUAAAUAAAGUCUCACAAAAGUA
Messenger RNA from Manis javanica (Malayan pangolin), 4723 nucleotides. RefSeq names its product leiomodin 3 (gene LMOD3). Gene Ontology annotation, cellular component: myofibril; striated muscle thin filament; cytoskeleton. Gene Ontology annotation, biological process: muscle contraction; pointed-end actin filament capping; myofibril assembly. NCBI's taxonomy places the organism in Eukaryota, Metazoa, Chordata, Mammalia, Pholidota, Manidae. Gene Ontology annotation, molecular function: tropomyosin binding. The record is from RefSeq and is a predicted model, not a curated record.